AUGCCAACUAUACAUGAAACAAAUGAUCUGAAUGAAGCCAUUGAUAUUGUUCAGGAUGAAAAUAAAAGAUACCCAUUUAUAUUGCAUAACUUCGAUAUUGGACCCUGUCGACAAAAAUGGACGUGUGAUUAUUUAGCAUCCAAAAUUGGUUCAAAACCUGUUCGAAUUCAUGUUUCACAAGAACCAAUACUGGAUUUUGUUCGAAAAAAUUUUACAUAUGAAACACUGCCUUUCGAUGAAGUCGUAAGACGUUGUGAAAAUGUUACGAAUGAGAAAUGUUUCGUAUCACCGACCGAACAUUAUUAUUUUCGUGCAUUAGGCGAGAAUGUACGCACGGAUAUUGCGAAUAUAGAAAAAUCAUUUCCAUCCAUCGUUGAUGACAUUCGCUAUCCACCGUUGUUCUCUAAUGAACAACUGUUUUCCAGUGUAUUCAGAAUUGGAUCGCCCAAUACAACACUAUGGACACACUAUGACAUUAUGGAUAAUAUUCUAAUUCAAGUUCGUGGUUCCAAGCGUCUCAUUAUGUUUCCGCCUGGAGAUAUUUCUUAUUUAUACAUAGAUGGUGACAAAUCAUUAGUGGCAAAUCUCGACAGUAUUGAUGAUGAAAUGUUCCCACUUAUUAAAAAGGCAACAUUUUACACUGGGACACUUCAAACCGGUGAUUGUCUAUUCAUUCCUGCACUUUGGUUUCACAAUAUUAAAUCAUUAGAAACGGCUGUGUCUGUUAAUGUAUUUUGGCGGCAUUUACCCAUAGAAAUGUAUGAAUCGAAAGAUAUAUACGGAAACAAAGAUCUAGUACCAUUCAGUAAACAAUUUGGACAAUUAACAAAAUGUGUUAAUGAAAUAAACAAACUACAAGAACCAUAUGCUGAUUUUUAUUUGAAGCGGAUGCUUUUAUAUAUGCAGAAAUCUAUUGAAGACAGAAAGAGGAUACAAAAGGAGACAUAG
Didymodactylos carnosus is the source of this 948-nucleotide messenger RNA. NCBI's taxonomy places the organism in Eukaryota, Metazoa, Rotifera, Eurotatoria, Philodinida, Philodinidae. The record is from the annotation of a GenBank genome assembly.